UACAAUAUCCAUAUUUCAUCUUGAUAUUCGGCUUUCGUCCUAAAGUGAGCCUUUUCCAUAUAUAUCUAUUCAUCUUCCUUAACCUUCCGAGCUUGUUUCGUUCAUGUGUCAAUGCCCAAAGGGUUCAAGUAAAGCCUGCAUCAGUUCACUUAUAGCUUCAACACUUCAAUGCUCCCAUGUCACUUCUAAACUUCUAAUACUUCCUUUGAUAUCCUCAAUUCCGCAUGAUAUCUUCUUACAACCGCUCAAGGGUCGCCCUAUAAUACUUUAAUAGUAAUUGUUUCUCUUUUUCAUACCUUUAGCGACAGCAUUGAGAAACAAGUUUUCGUAUAAUUCAUUUUCAAAAUGUUCACAUCUUAUAUCAAAAAUAAUCCAUCAAUGGAUCCUCAAGUCCUACGAUUGGCAUUCAAACCCAAAUCUACCAUCAUGUCACCAACCACAGAACCACUCACCGAUUUCCAUCUCUUUCCAAAUCUUCUACCUGAACUUCGAAUCCUCGUCUGGCGAUAUGCCUGUACAAGUCGUACUGUCGAAGUUAGAUAUGAUCCAACCAUCGAUCGAUGUCGUUCUAUUAGUCCACCUCCAGCAAUCCUCCAAGCCAGUCACGAAUCACGAACCGAAGCUUUACGUGUAUAUACACUCUCUUUUGCCACAACGACUUCCGAUCCAACAAUAUAUUUCAAUCCUUAUAUCGACGUUCUUUACCUUCCUCGGCAUCGUGCUAUGGGAUACGAUGAAACCCUUCGCGACUUUCGUACAUUUUUAAAUACACCGGAGCUCCUCGAUGAUGUUAAGGCUAUCGCGAUCGAUCAUGUGGAUGUGGAGGUCAAGAGACCGUGGGAAUCAUACAACAAAGCAACAUUAUUACGAUCUUUCCCAAAUCUCGAUUUGGUCAAAUUAAUCAUCAGAGAGGACCAAAGAGCAUGUGGGAAAGUGAAUGAAGAUUUUGAGUUUGUAGAACCGAGGAUGGAACCAGAAGAUAUAUUAAGAAUAUGGGUAGAUUUUAAGCAGAGUUUUAUGAGGGAAGAAAGAACUUUGAAGGAGAUCGCUCUCGGUUCUGAAAGGGAAUAUAUAGGAUGGGCUUUACCGACUGUGAGGGUUCAAACGAAGGUUAAGAAGGAAAGUGUAUAAAGAGAUAUUUCGGAAAAGGUUUCAUUGGGAUUCAGAGGUGUAUUAUAUGGUAUACCCACAUGGUUGGCGCAUGUUUGGGAUGGUGUUUUGGGCGCAACAAAUUCUCUUUUCCAUUUACUCGUUUUCUUUUUCAUAUUAUAGUGAUGGUUCUUGAGGGCGUGGAAGCGCAGAGGAUUAAUGAGGCUCGAGAUAAGAUUAUAUUAACAAAGUAAGAAGUGAAAAAUAUCCAUAGUAAUAGUGGAUAAACAAGUCGGACUCUAAAUUGUUUUAUUGUAAGAUCAACAACAUAAAGAUGAAAGGUAAUAAGGCAGGAAUAGUUCCAAGACGAAUACUAUCAAAUAUUAAAACCCAAACUACUCUGUAGUUAUUUGGUUAUAAUAUGAUAUAGCUGUACGCUUGGCUGACUCACAAGAAAUAGAGAUUUAUUCAAUAUAA
Messenger RNA from Sclerotinia trifoliorum, 1566 nucleotides. NCBI's taxonomy places the organism in Eukaryota, Fungi, Ascomycota, Leotiomycetes, Helotiales, Sclerotiniaceae. The record is from the annotation of a GenBank genome assembly.